Molecule: messenger RNA, 1824 nt
Organism: Pedinophyceae sp. YPF-701
Lineage: Eukaryota; Viridiplantae; Chlorophyta; Pedinophyceae
Source: the annotation of a GenBank genome assembly
AUGGACGACAUCGACGAGCUCGACGUCGACCUGGAGGAGUUCGACAGGGGCGUUGGCGCGUCUGCGGUGGCCGGUCCGCCGCAGCCGGCGCCCCAGGCCUCCAGGGCGGCCGAGGCGUGGCAGCCGGGUGCGCCCACCGUCUGGGCGGGAGCGUCCCGCCAGGCGGUGGCUGCGGUUCACGGCCCGGCUGGCGGCGGCCAGGCGGGGCGGCUUGAGCAGCAGUUCGAAGCUGCGUGGCGUUCUGGGACGCAGACGCCGCGGGGCGGCGCGGGGGCGCCGCAGAGUGCAGCGCGGGAUGCGUGGGCGACAGCCAGCGGCGCUGGCGCCGUGCCAGCGUGGCCGACGCAGCAGGGUCCGGGCGUUCCGGGCACGCAGUGUACAGGAGAUGGAUGGAACGGGUGGAGCCAGGCCGGGAGGGGGCGUGACGGGCCGCGCGAGCCGGCAGCGCAGGCUGCACAGAGACACGCCGUCCGCGCCGCUGAGCGUGCGGCUCCGGACAGGAACCGCGCUUCCUACGCCGCUGGAAAUACAGCAUGGCCGAACGCGCCGGGCGCCACCGCCGCGCGUGCGCCGGGCGAGCGCGCCUCGCUGCCGAUGCAGCUCUCCCAGCGGGUCCCGGGCCCGGCGGGCGUCCUCCAGCAGCUCGAGGACCGCGGCUGCGUCGUCGAGACCCUCGAGCAGCUCGUGUCGAUGGCCGCGGAGGCUCGGGACGGCGGAAACCCGGCCCACGCGCCCGAAAGUGGCCCUGACGCCAGCGCUGGCGCGCCUCACGGCCUCUGCGCGGACCCGGGCUUCCGUGACGGGCCGUGGAAGCAGGCCGCGGGCGCCCUGGAGCUGCCCUCGGACCCGCGGCACUUCGGGGCCGGCGCGGGCGGCGAGGCCGGGGGCCCGCAAGGGUUGCGCACCGUCCACGACGUCAAUGCGGUGACGUUCCGCGGGAAGGCCGCCGCGAUGGUCGUGCUCGUCGCCUCGCUGCGCCUCACGGGCACCGGCGACGCGCGGUGCGUCCUCAAGGACCCGACCGGCACGAUCUCUGCGGCGGUGACCGCCGCGGCCCUCGACGCCGAGCCCGCCAUCGGCCCCGGCGCAGUCCUCGCGCUCCGCAACGUGACGGUCCUCGCCGUGCGCCCGCGCAACCACUACCUGUGCAUCACGCCCUGCAGCAUCGCGCAGGUCUACGCGCCCGCGGCGCGCGACGAGGAGGAGCACGGCGCGACCGACGCGGCCCGCGGGCCGCCGCUGCUGCGCGGCCUCGACGGCGAGGGGGGGAGUGGCAACAUGGCGGAGCGGGGGACUCCCCCCCUGGAGCGGUGGCAGCGCCAGGCGGCGACCGCGAGCGGCCGCGCCGCGCUCGCGUCGGCCGCGGAGCCGCGGCCGGGGUGGCUCGAGGGCGCGCUAGCGCAGUCGUCUCGCGCCAGCGGCGCGCAGGCUCCGGCGCAGGCGGCCUCAGCCGCGUACCAGUCCGUGGUGCCGGGGCGGUGGCAGGCGCCGCCGCCAGCGGUGCCGUUGCAAGCGCGCACGAAUGGCGCGGCGCCGAGGCCGUCCGCGCCGCCGAAGGCCCCGGACGCGCGCGUCGCGACGGUGGCCCGUGUGCCUGGGGCGGCCGUGCUGGGGAACGCGCCGGGGCCGGCGGCGGCGGGAGCGCAGGCGACGGCGCGGGGUGUGGACGCGGACGGGUGGGCGGAAGCGGCGGCGGAGCUGGCUGGCGGGGAUGGGGGGGAGGCUGGGUCAGUCAGGGCUGUGGGGGGGGCGGCAGGGGGUGUUCCGGGUGGGGAGUGGGAGGCUGAUGGGUGGGACGCGUCGCCGUCGCAGUGGGAGGGGUGA